AGCAAGUUUUUGAGCGAGAGAGAGAGAGAGAUAAAGUUGAACGGAAAGUGCCCACGGCUUUAUGGUUUCUACAUACAGCUCAUGCAGGCUGCGUGUGCCAAGAGACGACGCGAUAACCAAUCAGACUUAUCGCGAGAGCGAAAGAUUUGUCCGCUCCGUUUAAUCCUUUUGUCCACAAUGUCGCUAAAAAUCGCUCCGAAAUGUCUCGAGAUAGAGAGAAUUAAUGGGUUAAAUUGUUCAGAUGCGAUUGGUCAAUUCACUUCCUGUCCGAGAUCUGGGAUUGAUUUCUAGCGUCCGGUGGACACGAAAGCGACGUCGCCACACAAACACACACACACCACACAGCAGUAACAGCACAGCAGCAGCAGCUACUACAGCUCGCUCUACCGCGCACGCUUCGAACUUUUUUAAUGCUCCACCUGAUCCACAUCUCGUUUUGGCUGCUUUUGGUUAUCACCGAUCCACGUGCGAGCCACGCGGCGAGAGAGAACGGAUUAAUUUCGUAAAUAUAUAUUUCUGUAGAGUGAAAAAGGAGCCACGCACGAGAAAUGAGUGCCGCGGAUCAACGUCAGUCUCGGCAGGAGAUUGAAACGACGCAAUCGUCCAAGAAACGUCAAGUCGACGACGAUCGCAUGGAGGUAGAGACGAUUAAUGGGAUAGAGGGAAAGGUAAAGAAGCAGCAGCCGGCUAAAAAGAGGGCCAAGAACGUACAAGGUGGAGAACAAAGAAAGAUAUCGGUACCAGCGCACAGAUACUCGCCUUUGAAGGAAAACUGGUUAAAGAUAUUUACACCCGUCACCGAGCAUCUCAAGCUUCAAAUACGUUUCAACCUGAAGACCAGGAAUGUGGAAAUUAGAACGGCGCCAGAGACCCCGGACAUUUCGUAUCUCCAAAGAGCGGCGGACUUCGUGAAAGCGUUCAUCUGCGGAUUCGAGGUGGAGGACGCUUUAGCCUUGUUACGUCUGGACGACCUCUUUGUGGAAUCCUUCGAGAUACAGGAUGUCAGGCAACAAAUAAAAGGCGAUCACCGGUCCAGGGCGAUUGGAAGGUUAGCGGGCAAGGGUGGAAGAACGAAGUUUACCAUCGAGAACGUAACGAAGACCAGGAUUGUGCUAGCCGAUACCAAGAUACACAUACUCGGUUCAUUCCAGAACAUACAAUUAGCUCGUAGGGCAAUAUGCAAUUUAAUCUUGGGCAGUCCUCCUUCCAAGGUUUAUGGACAAUUAAGAAACAUAGCUAGCAAGAUUUCGGAACAGUUCUAAUAUCUAUUUAUUUGUAUCAUAUACAUAUGUAAAUAUACAUCUUUUUAUUAAUAACUA
This is a messenger RNA of Wasmannia auropunctata (little fire ant), 1319 nucleotides long. RefSeq names its product RNA-binding protein pno1. The record is from RefSeq and is a predicted model, not a curated record. Bases 549 to 1262 code for a protein of 237 amino acids. Lineage: Eukaryota; Metazoa; Arthropoda; Insecta; Hymenoptera; Formicidae. The transcript has 3 exons. Gene Ontology annotation, molecular function: RNA binding. Gene Ontology annotation, cellular component: nucleolus.